Messenger RNA from Stereum hirsutum FP-91666 SS1, 1206 nucleotides. RefSeq lists its product as uncharacterized. Gene Ontology annotation, molecular function: tRNA-intron lyase activity; nucleic acid binding. The transcript has 6 exons. The record is from RefSeq and is a predicted model, not a curated record. Gene Ontology annotation, biological process: tRNA splicing, via endonucleolytic cleavage and ligation; tRNA-type intron splice site recognition and cleavage. NCBI's taxonomy places the organism in Eukaryota, Fungi, Basidiomycota, Agaricomycetes, Russulales, Stereaceae. Gene Ontology annotation, cellular component: tRNA-intron endonuclease complex. Bases 1 to 1206 code for a protein of 401 amino acids.
AUGAACCGAGGACGAAGAUCUGGUCCUAACAAAGCUGCUGGACGACGAAACGAUAAUAAUCGCAUCUACGCUCAUCCUCUUCCCCUUCUUUUCACUUCACCUGAACCUAUCGGCACUAGCUCUUUUUCUUCACUGCUUGGAAGCCUUGGUCUCGGUGGCUCGAGACUAGAAGUUCUCAACCCGCACUGUGAAGGCGUCUUCGAUCCGGCAACACGCUCGGUAUGGGUCACGAACGCUAAAGAUUCCAGGAUCCUGUGGACGAGGGGAUUCUUCGGAAAGGGGAACUUGUCGAGGAGCGAGCCUAGCUGGCUUGCGAGGCAGGUGAAUGCGAGGAAAGAUAGGGCCGCGGGGAAAUCCAUGACCUCAGAAGAAGUCACGGCGAAACGCCGUGCGGAACGUAAGCAGUUCAAGGUCGACCGAGCGCGGGCGAUCGCACAGGCUGCGGCGGAGGCGGAGGCCGCAUUCAGGGAAGGGAGGAUAGUUUCGCUCGAGGAGACGAAGGCGAAUAUACCGUCUGCGGCGACGUGGAAACCUUCGAGCUCUGCGAUUACCUCUGCCUCAGUCUCAACCUCCGGGCUGAAUGAUGAAGAUGAAGCUCCGUUGGAAGACGUGGAACAUCUGCAGCUCACCCUCCCCGAGGCGUUCUUCCUCUGUUGGGCAUUAGACUGUCUCACCGUGCUCGAUCCCAAAUCCAUGGAACCGAUGACACUCCAAGACAUAUGGAUCGCUUUCCAAUCGGCACACCUUCCUUUACCUCUGGGUGUGGGGAGUGUACAGGGACAGGAGACGCUGAGGCCAGACAACCCGUUCCUGAUCAACUAUGUGUUCCAUCAUCAUUAUCGGUCGCUUGGAUGGGUGGUGAAGAACGGCAUUAAGUUCUGUGUGGAUUAUUUACUGUAUAAGCGCGGGCCUGUGUUUCACCAUGCCGAGUUCGCGUUCGUGCUGAUGCCGGUGUACGAGGACGAGGAGGACAAGACGAGUUCGCCGUUCAGUCUGCCGAACGUCGAGCCGUUCACUUGGCAGUGGCUGAGCACGGUCAACCGGGUGAACUCGCAGGUGCAGAAGACACUGAUAUUGGCGUACGUGACGAUCCCGGCGAGGAAGAGGAUGUCGAAGGAGGUAUUGGGGAGUCCUGCUUGUUUUGAGCAUUACUCGAUUCGGGAGAUCGCGCUGAGGAGGUUCAUACCGGCGCGUAUGAGGGACUGA